Paramuricea clavata is the source of this 8937-nucleotide messenger RNA. Lineage: Eukaryota; Metazoa; Cnidaria; Anthozoa; Malacalcyonacea; Plexauridae. The record is from the annotation of a GenBank genome assembly.
UGUAGGAGCAUACUUCACAAGGAAUGCAAGUGAAAUGAUUGAUAACAAAGGUACGCGAAAUUAUCACAAGUUAAAUGCAAUAGUCAAUAUGCUUUACCGGCUUCAGUAAAAAUAAAACUAAUUUUAUUGCAUGCAUUGAUGUAUCAUUUCACCUUUUCUGACCCUUUGUAAUACAAUGUUGAUUAAUAAAGUGAAAAUAGUACUCUUGAUCCCUUAAGCCCGACAAACUUUGUGUACGUGCCGGAUUAACCACAAUGUUUUCCACAGUCAAACCGAUCAAUAAUUCAUGAGCGAGCUGAAAGCUGUCAGAUUAUCUGAUUUCUCGAACCUUCAAAAUUCGUUAAAACGUGGUUAUGGCCAUGUUUUUUUAACCAAUAUAUGCAUGCUUCCGCUUUGGACGCAUGCAUUGGUUAAUAUUUAACAAAUAUAAAACAUUUUCCGUGUUGAUAUACAGUUAUAUCAACACGAGUGGAAUUGGGAAAACGAGAAAUUGUAUGGAAACACGACGCCCGAAGGGCGGAGUGUUUUCAUACAAUUUCGAGUUUUCCCAACUUCCACGAGUGUUGAUAUAACUAUAUAUCAAUACGGAAAAAAUGUUUUAUAUUUUUUUUAUAAUAUAGCAAUGUCAAAAGCCCGAAGGAUAAGAAAAAUUUCCGUGUUUACAAGCAGCGGAAAAUUUCCCGUGUUGACAUUGAGUUAUAUCAACACGGCUCUUAGCCAAUCAGCGUUCAGAAUUUACAAAUGCUAUAUUAUAAAUAUAUAUAUAUAUAUAUAUAUAUAUAUAUAUAUAUAUAUAUAUAUAUAUAUAUAUAUAUAUAUAUAUAUAUAUAUAUAUAUAUAUAUAUAUAUAUUUUCGUCAAGCUGAACUGUUUGCGUCGCUACUCUGAGUUUCACGCUUUACGCAAACAUUCGCUCUGAUACUUAUUAUGGUAUUGAGCGCUCUUCUACCUUACGUCAACUCAUCGACUAUUUUUUUGAAUAUAGUCUUCAGUAUAUAUAUAUAUAUAUAUAUAUAUAUAUAUAUUUAUAUAUAUAUAUAUAUAUAUAUAUAUAUAUAUAUAUAUAUAUAUAUAUAUAUAUAUAUUAUAUAUAUAUAUAUAUAUAUAUAUAUAUAUAUAUAUAUAUAUAUAUAUAUAUAUGGUUUUUUAAUUAGCGUUCAGAUCCGGAUUCAGUAUAUUGAUAAGUUCUUUUUCUUUCAUCUCCCUAAAAAGUCUGUCCGUGCAAGGGUGUAUAAAAAAAACUGAACAGAUUUGAAAUUGCUCUCAAUUUCGCAAAACACCUAUUUGUAUCUGUUUUUUUAUAUAUAUAGCUUCUUUGGGUACUUAAAAUGUAGAACAAUGAAAAAAAUUUCGCAAACUCAAAUUUUGUGAACCAGGGGGGUGUGUCUUUUCCAAAAAAAUUAAAAGUGGCUCGCGCACAAAAUGUAAAAGCCGUAAUCAUAUUAUGAGUUAAUAGAUGAAAAAUUUGUCGGGUUUUUAAUUAUUGUACAAAAUUUCAGACAAUUUGGUUUAGUUUAAGCCCCUUAACUAUUCACGCAAACUUACAUUUUCCCUAAAAAUUAGCUAUUUGCAUGCUUAAUUAAUGCAUUUGCCUAAUUUGUAUAUGUCAGCAAUAUGCAAAUUAGGUAAAGGCAUUAAUUAAGCAUGCGAAAGGCUAAUUUUUUAGAACAAAGUGAAUAGUUAAAGGGCUUAAACAAAACCAAAUUGUCUGAAAUUUUGUACAGUAAUUAAAAACCCGACAAAUUUUCCAUCUAUUAACUCAAAAUAUGAUUACGGCUUUGAAAUUUUGUGCGCGAGCUAUUUUUAGUUUCUUGGAAAAGACACAUCCCCCUGGUUCACAAAAUUUGAGUUCGAGAAAUUUUUUUCAUUAUUCGACAUUAUAAGUACCCAAAGAAGCUAUAUAUAUAAAAAACCGGAUACAAAUAGGUGUUUUGCGAAAUUGAGAGCAAUUUCAAAUCUGUUCGGGUUUUUUUUAUACACCCUAUAGGCAUUAUUUUGAAAAUUCCGUACUGUUUGAUAAACGUACUGUUUAAUAAACGGGCGGGAGUGUUUUGUUAAGUAGACCUAAUAAAACACGACCCGCGAGUUUAAUUAGGAGUGUUUUAUCAGGUUUAAAGCCACUGCACGUGACAUAUAUUAUUAUGGUUGACAUGAUUUGUCAAUGAGCUUAUGAAUUAUUAAUGAGUGUUUGAAAUAUAGUGUCGUGUUAUUGUUCACUCCGUAUUAUGAUAAGUUGAAAAUGUUCUCGAGUGAGUAUUUCAUAAUUUCUAGUCCGCGCGCAGGCAGAAAGAUAUUGCCUGCCGCGGCUGGGUUUUGAACCCGUCAUCUUCGAAAAACUAGAUCGACGCUCUAUAUCAGCUGAGCUACACUGUCAGACGAAUUUAAGACUGGAAAUUAUGAACUAUAUACUAAAUGUCAUAAACAUAUUCGUUUAUAUUAAUUCAGUAUAGAACAAUACUAGUUCUGUAAGUGUUAUGUUAUGUUGUGUUAUUGUUCACUGCAUUAAUAUGAUAAGUUGAAAAUGUUUUCGAGUGUGCAUUUACUCGGGAACAUUUUCAACUUAUCAUGUUACUAGUUUCAUAUUAUUCUGACACUGCAAUCGACCAACGAAAAAUUCGUUGGCACGAGCGGGAUUUGAACUUGCAUCUUCGGGUAUAGGUUGGCUCGAUUGGGAUUUGAACUCGCAUCUUCGGGAAAAUAUUUCGUGCACUUAAAUUGGAUAAGACUCGCUACCAAUCCCCGUUGACUCGAUAGCUCAAUGGGUAGAGCGGCGGUCUAGAUACCUGAACAUGCGAGUUCAAAUCCCGCUCGAGCCAACGAAUUUUUCGUUGGUCGAUUGCAGUGUCAAAAUAAUAUGAAACUAGUUUUUCGUAUCUCUGAGGAUGAUUCUGAAAUUAUCAUGUUACGGAUUGAACAAUAACACAACAUAACCACAGUAUAGGGAGACAACCAGUAGGGCCACUUAGGGGAGAGAAAAGUGGCAAUUAUUUAAGCUAGGUUCCAGGUGUCUUACGCGGCCAAAAUCAUUAUUCUGUAGUACAAUUUUAUAGUGGACUGCUGCCAUUUCUGGCUGCCAAUAUGUAAAUUAGGUUGGCAGCCAGUAAACAAUGUAGACACUUUUUUACGCUGAGUGGCCCUACUGUACUUUUCCUAUACUGUGACAUAACACUUGCAGAACUAGUAUUGUUCGAUGCUAAAUUAAUAUAAACGAGUAUGUUUAUGACAUAUAGUUCACAAUGUCCAGUCUUAAAUCUGUCUUGUAGCUCAAGUUGGUAGAGCGUCGAUCUAGUAUUUCGAAGGUCGCGGGUUCAAAACCCAGCCGCGGCAGGCAAUAUCUUUCUGCUUGCAUGCGCGCCACUAAAAUUGCGUAAUAUUAAGGGGGGGGGGACAAAUUACGCAAGGUAUGAUGGGAAGACGUUUGUCAACCAUCGAUCUCACCCCCCGUCGCGCACCACUAAAUAUCCUCUACUAUCCCUACAAAUCCUAUAUAAUUCAGUUACAUUUUGUCAACCAUCGAUCUCCCCCCCCCGUCGCGCACCACUAAAUAUCCUCUACUAUCCCUACAAAUCCUAUAUAAUUCAGACUCUGUGGAGGAGAGUGCAUGCGCGCGGUCUGGAAAUUAUUUCAACUUGUAUUUAACAAUUAUUCGCCGAAGGCGAUCGAGGUGAUUAUCGGUGAAUAAAAACCGAGACGAAGUCGAGGUUUUUAUUAACGAUAAUCACCAAACCUGAGGUGAAUAAUUGUUUUAGUAUAAUUUCAUAGGUGAUUAUUAGGAAAAAAAAUAAAAAAAUACAUGUUUCUUCGUCAUUUAAUUGACAAAACGGCUUCGUCCGCCAGUUUGAAAAUCGCUUACGUGAUUAUCGCGUAAUAAUCACCUCAACGGCAACCAAUCAGCAUGGAGAAUUUUCAAUAAUCACCUAUAUAAUUAUACUAAAUAUAUUUAUAUAACGAAUUUUGUCUGAUUCUAGAAGAAGCAGAAGAAAACGAGAAACAAAAUAAAGGAGGAAACCAAUUUAAAGGUAUGUAAUUUGUAUUGUUUUACCCGCUUUUCAAAGGCGACGUAAAGUCCGUAAUGUGAACAAACGCUUUGUUUACGUAUACAUUUUGAACUGAGUGCUACAGUUGUAAAAUAAUGUAAAAUAUGAUUAGAUAUAUAUUAUAUUGAAUUUUUAACACUCUCCUGGUUCGCUACGCUUGUGAAUGAAUACAGACUGGAGAUUCAAUUCAAGAAAGUUCGGAAGGUGUGAAAUAUUAAUAACAUUCCAAUGGGCGGGUCCCAACCAUUGGAAUGUAGGCCUGCGCAGAACAUGUGCGCAGAACGGACUUUACAUGGUCUUUAAACCUUUCCUCCGAAUCUCCAGAUUUCACAUUGAAUCAGUACAUAAUAGCUUAAAAUAAUUGUAGUUUUUUUUAAUUAGUAAGUAAUUUGAGGGUACAGUUUUAUUAUGACCUUUAAAAUUUUUGGGCCAAAUAUUUUUCCUUUUGAUCAUCUAUAAUAUACGAAUAGUUUCGUUUAUGAGCUUUUCAAUCACUUUUUGGUGAUAAAUAUUCAGGUUAUCAUCUUUCUGAAGCAAAUGAACGUCCUGUUGCAUUUUGAGUGAUUUUAAGAAUUUAUAUAGUCUAAAACUGAAUAUCACGAAUAUAGUGAUUACACAUAACUUUUAUUUACUAAAAACCUUUCAGAUGCGUGGAAAAUUCGCUAUUUAAUAAUUAAUAAAUUUUAUUUAUUGCAAAAAGAGAUUUUAUUUUUUGCAGGUGUAUUCGUGGCCGUUUUAUGUAUUAGCAUGAUUUUCUUGAUUUUGUUUGCAUCAUCGUUUAUUUGGAAAUGCAAGCGGAAGAGAUCUUUAUCAACUGGUAAGAAGCUUUUCUGUGUUUUAUUUCAACGAUUGAAUUAUACUUUCUCCAUCAAUAUCAAGAUUUUGUUGGCAUCUCACUCGCUUGAAUAUAACAGCUGGAGUGUUUUAUCAUAUUUAAAAUGCGAGUGCGCAGCACGAGCAUUUUAGAUAUGAUAAAACACGACUACAAUUGUUUUGAAGAGCUUCAAACACGACUACAAUAGAUGGCUCUGAAUAGAUGCCGUCUCAUUAAUAUUCUUUAUAAAGAAUACUAAUAGACCUUUCCCCUUUUCGUCCUGGUUAGGUGUAAUAAAUGUAUUUCAAACAUUGGCAAAUCAUGUCAACCAUAAUAUGUCACGAAGAGGCUUUAUACCUGAUAAACCUCAUCUUCAUUUAGUAUUCUUUAUAUAAACAUCCAUCCUAAUAGACCUUUCCCCUUUUAAGUUAAAUUUUGAUCUAGACAAGUCUGGACAAAAAUUUCAUCACAGUUUGAAAGAGCAUCACAAAAUUAGUAAUAUUCCGAUGUUUCGUUGCGAAAUGUUGUAAAAUGCGGAUAAUCUAGCCUUGCGAAGUUUGCCGAUUUUCAGUCAUUUGGUAUUACAAACGGGAAAUUGAUAAUCAGAUGAUCAUCUGAUUUAAAACUUCACUUAAUUUAAAAGGGGAAAGAUCUAUUAGGAUGGAUAUUUAUAUAAAGAAUACUAAAUGAAGGUGAGGUUUAUCAGGUAUAAAGCCUCUUCGUGACAUAUUAUGGUUGACAUGAUUUGCCAAUGUUUGAAAUACAUUUAUUACACCUAGCCAGGGCCAACUGCAAAAAUUGCAACCAUACGUCAAAAAGUGCAACCAUACGUCCUUGAACUAGUUGCAAUACAUCUCUCAACAUUGAUAAUCGCAUUUGGCUAAAAGAGAUAUUUAACACAGACUUCUCUGUUACUUGAAUUACCGAGGAAUUAAUAAAAUUUGUACGAUUGGAAAUUGAUAUAAUGCGCAUCAUUACUCUACAUCGUAAACUUUAUUGAUUUUAUGUAAAUAAAAAAAUGAGCGUAAAGUUUAAAAACAAAUGAAACCGAUUGUGUCUGCUCUAAUCUAAUUUGUGCUUUUAUGUACUAGACAAAAAUAUUCAACAUUCGACACUGGUUACAACCUGCAACACACAUUGUACUUUCUGGCCAGUGGUACAGUGUGGUAAUCGUAACAAACCUGCUGAAACACAUGAUGAUUCAAUUGAUGAUAAACUUGUUAAUUUGGAUGAAGUGCCGCAGGGACUAAUUGCUAGAGAAAUUAUAAAGAUUCCUGAAAACUCUAAUUUUAGCAAUUACCAACGCCCUACAGAAGCUUUCAUUCCUUCUGAGGAACGGUUGCUAUCAUAUUCCAAUAAUCAAAGUUCAGAUGUUACUGUCGUUGUCAAUCCAAUAUCUUCCAAAAUAGAUGAGGUAUUAUUAAUGCACUCAGCGAAGUCGAUUUCGUCAACCCCCUCAGUGUCUUCGCAGUGUUGUUCCUCUUCAAUUGAAGAUACCGACGAUAUUUUUGCUGGACCAUGUACAUUUUUUCAUCUUAAUCAGCCGACUAAUACUGAGUUAAGAGUGGAUACCACCAGCGAUUACAGUAGCGAUGUUUUUGCCACAAAUCUUGGAAGAUCACCGAACUCAUCUCCUACGAUCUCCAAUACUUCAGAGUUAUUGAAUAAAAUGAUUACAAUUCCUCCAAAUGCAGAUAAAAGGUAUUUAUAUAUUAAAUUUUUAGCCCGAUGCGAAUUACAAGUAUACUUUUUCACAUGAAAAUUUAAUAUAAACUUGUUUAAUAUAAUGAUAAAUAAUUUGUGCUUCAUAGCUUGUUUGAAAUAAACGAUGCAACAAGCGAUACCUUUUGUGGCAAAUUUCUAAAUAUAGCCUCAUAGGACAAAUGUUGCAUAAAGCUAGCGCAUUAAUCUGAUACUUUUAAUUGAUACUAUUUAUUGGUCGAAAUAUAUGUUAACAAGGGAUAUUUUUCGUCUACCUUUUCUCAUAUAUUUUGAAUUUUUUAAGAAAUAGAAACUAAAUUUUUAAUGCAUGUUCGAUUCCUGCUAGAAGACCUGUAAUAUUGAUACAAUUUUCGCAGCCGUUUCUGGACGGGUCUAAAAAUGUAAUGAAUUUAUACUUGGAAUUUUUAUCCACAAAAACCUUUCAACAUUUAGUUUUCCCAGUUCAGAUGCCCAAAAUCCUGAUAUUUACCCAUGCACUAGUGCUACGACAGCUUUUUGCUCAGACUUGCUUAUGGUCUUCCACCAAUGUUCUGCCUUAGUCGUAAUCUCGUACCCAAAAUAUGCUCGUUAGCCGACCUUCAACCGUACAUGAUUAGUCCAAGUCAAUGGUUUUUACAGCAUAUCAAUUCUCGAUUCCUUUCAUGUGAGCCUCAAUGUCAUGUGAGCCCUUUCAUGUGAGCCGCCGCUCAUGUCUCACACGACGUUGGAUAUAGGAUUGCUUCACGCACCAUGAUGUACCUAGUACGCUAUAUGGAUUUAUAUUAUUGAUUUCCUCAAAAUUACUUAAAUAUCUUUUACAGGUAUUUUGCAAGUUCUUUGAUUGAUCAUAAUGGUGGUGAAGUUAUCUUAGCGAACACAGGAAUUAAGCUGGUUAUUCCGGAAGGAGCAAUCGAUAUUGAAAAAACAGAAGUAGUUUACCUUGCUUUGCUUGGCAACUCAGAGUACGUCCCAAAAGAAUUGGAUGAUGAUGAAACCUUGCUCACUCCAGUUGUGAUGUGCGGCCCACAUGGACUGCGGUUCAAGAAACACGUUCUGCUAAUCGUACCACAUUGUGAUGUAGUUUCUGAUGAAUUGGAUACGAGCUUUCGAGGUUUGAAUUUUAAUCGUGCCUCGAAUUAUGUGAUUAUUUAUCUUCCUGCGGCCGGUUGUUCAAAGGUGGGUUAGCGCUAGCGCCUGCCCUUUUAGUUAAAGUGUAUUUCUGCACGUUUGGUUUAUUUCAAAACUUCAGAGAAGUAAACUCGUAUCGAUCCAGAUAAAAUCUCUGAAGAAAUAUUUCCAAAUUUAUAGACAAGCUAUCAGGUAAUUCGCUUUGAAUUUUAGAUUAACCGAGGGCUAAGCUAACCCAACUUUGAACAACUGGCCCCGGAUCGAUUUUCAACGAUUCGUUUUGUGAUGGAAAGACUUAUUUAUUUCGCAAUGCUUUUAAAAAUUAUGUCUAUAUGCAUAUUUUAUUCUUAAAACAGAGAUAUUGAAUGUUUUGGCUGGCAAAUUGACGUAGUACAGCAUAUAGCAAAAAGUAAAUGUUUUUGAAAAAACUCUUCUAAAAUCAUUAAUAAUUCAUGAUCAAAAAGAAACGAAAUCAAUAUUUACUUAGUGGAGGAAAACGUCCAACGGGACACUUUGAAACUUUCUAAAGUAUUAAUACUGUGAAUUCAGAAAUUACUUAAUUUCGAAGUAUAACUAGUACUUUUGAAACGACGUGAAUUACAAAGUUUAGGAAGUUUGUUCAAAUACGUGACUUAAUUCGUACGUUACCAGGCCAUCUCAAACUCAUUAAUAAUUCUCAUUCAACUAUAUUGCUUUAUUUUGCUCGCAUGAUAAUACUAGAAACCUGCCCUUAGACUGGACUGCGGCUCGUCUUUUCAAAACGCACUCGAACUUUGAAAUCCCGGUAAAGUCCCAUAUCUUGUGUUUGAACUAUUACGACUAUUUGACAUAUAAAAAACCUAAAAGGAAAACUAUCAAUUUGUUAUAAAAAGGUAUCCAUGAAAGGUCUGCUACUUCUACUUUGAUUUUACUGUGGUUGCCUAUCAAAACAGUAAUUUGUCUUAUUUUUAAUAUAUUUUUGUUUAUUAAAUUUUAUCUGAUAGUUCUUUGCAGCGAUACAGCGCCGGAGAUUGUCCCAGACUGGAAAAAAGUUUUCAAUGUCGACGAGGAACCCAACGAAGAUGUAUUUUGUGGCAUGGGAGAGCAACAUUUCAGCCUAUAUCUUCUUCAUUUCUCUUGGUACACAAUUGCUGGAAAAGGAUCUGCCAGGAAUUUCAGUGUAGCAGCAUACCAUACGAGCCUUCAUCAACCAAAUGAGGAUUUUAAAGUGAGAGUGUAUUUCAUACCAAUUUCGCAAAACUCCUCUGUAGCUCAGCAG